This is a messenger RNA of Hyposmocoma kahamanoa, 578 nucleotides long. Its product is annotated as elongation of very long chain fatty acids protein AAEL008004-like. The record is from RefSeq and is a predicted model, not a curated record. Gene Ontology annotation, biological process: fatty acid elongation, polyunsaturated fatty acid; sphingolipid biosynthetic process; fatty acid elongation, monounsaturated fatty acid. Gene Ontology annotation, cellular component: endoplasmic reticulum membrane. Gene Ontology annotation, molecular function: fatty acid elongase activity. The coding region runs from base 111 to 578 and encodes 155 amino acids. NCBI's taxonomy places the organism in Eukaryota, Metazoa, Arthropoda, Insecta, Lepidoptera, Cosmopterigidae. The transcript has 5 exons.
CGGCCGGUCGAUAGUACUGCAGUGGCACGGUGGCAGCGGAGAACUCACAACGUCCUCAGCUCCGCGGGGUAACGGUUUUGCUUGAAACAUCGAACGAUUUUGAACUAAAGAUGAGUUACUUGGAGAAGAUUGAUCGGUACUUGGACUCGCUAAAAGUUGGAAAAAGCGCUAUGGUGGACUCCUGGUUCAUGAUGUCGAGUCCAGUACCUAUAAUGUCAGUAGUAGCAUCCUACUUCCUGCUCAUCCGGAUUGGCCCUCGUAUAAUGAAAAACCGACCUCCAAUGCAGAUGAACAAGCUACUUGCUUAUUAUAACGCCUUCCAGGUUUUACUCGCUGCCAUGAUUUGCAUUAAGGUACUAAAAUUGAGCAACAUGUUCAGGGAUGGCAUAUUCUAUGCAGGGUGUCGAUAUCCGUCACAUACUCUAAAUCCGAUGGUAAAUAUGAAAUAUCGUUUUCUGAAGGCGCGCUAUUGCUGCAGUAUUUCGUCGACGCCUUCGCGCCACUUCCAGCGGAUCCGCCAGGCGUCACCGAAGGCAGCUGCGGUAUCCUCGCAAUUGCGCGAGCAAUUCUCCCGCUGA